GCCGGAAGCGCGGGGCGGGAGAACCGGAAGCGGGGGCGGGCGGGGGGCGGUUGCCGUGGCAGCGGUGUCGGGGCCGCCAUGGAGGCGCUGACGGAGCUGUACGACCAGGCGCUGCUCGGCAUCCUGCAGCACGUCGGCGGCGUCGACGAGUUCCUGCGCGUCCUCUUCGGCUUCCUCUACCGAAAAACCGACUUCUACCGCCUCCUGCUGCGGCCCGGGGACCGCCUCGGCUUCCCGCCCGGCGCCGCCCAGGCCAUGGCCCUGCAGGCGUUCAAAGUCUUUGAGAGGAUGGCCCGGCAGGACGACGAGAAGAGGCACCGAGAGCUGGAGGCGAAGCUGCGGAAGAAGGAGGAGGAGGAGGAGGCCGCCGAGAGGGUGAGAGUGGCCCCGGCCGCCCACGAGGUCGAGGUGGAGACCACGGAGGAGCCCGGCCCCGCAGCGGAGGCGGGGGAGGCGGCAGAGACGCGGGAUUCGGCCGCCCCGGCAGCGCCCAGCCCGGCACCAGCAGAGCCCCUGGGGGCCGCUGCCCCCGCGCAGCCCCAGCCCGCAGAGCUGCCCACGCGCCAGGAGCAGUUCCAGACCAACCCCGACAGCUACAACGGGGCCGUGCGAGAGAACUACGCCUGGUCCCAAGACUACAGCGACCUGGAGAUCAAAGUGCCGGUGCCCAAGCACAUCGUAAAGGGCAAACAGGUGUCUGUGGAUAUCAGCAGCGGCGCCAUUCGCGUCGCGGUGCUGGAGGGCAGCAGCCAGCGCGUGCUCAUGGAAGGGAAGCUCACGCACAAGAUCAACACGGAGAGUUCCCUCUGGAGCCUGGAGCCGGGGAAGUGCGUUUUGGUAAGGGCUGGCCGCUCCCGCCGCAUCUCUAAACCUUGGCUCGCAGCUCCCCUGGGCUUGACCUGGAAAUCCAGAGCAGCUGGAGGCUUGAGCCAGACCUGGACGUGUCCCACGCCGCCUUUCCCUGUGCAGUGUCCAGCUCACGCUGCCCUCUCCUGCGUGCCAGGCGAGGGGAAGCCCCUGUCACUCAUUUCUGCCCUGCGCUGGGCUUCUCACGCACGCUGCCAGCCCUGCUGGGAGCAGUCGCUGUGGCCACGGCUCCCUUUCCCUUCCCCGCCACCCCAGCGCCGCGCAUCGUCCUCCUCGAGGUUAUUUGGGGGCUGUUGCUGCCCGGCAGCUCAUUGCUGCUGGGUUCCCGGCCUCGGGACGUGUUUCUGGCGUGCUCGGUGACCCAGCUGUGGCUCUGCUCUCCGGUGGGCCGCAGACCCCGUUCCUUGCCCCAUCCGGAGCUGUCCUGGGCUGCCCGUCAGCGCGGGGCCUCGCGUGUCUUGCACAUCAAACAUUUGCCAAAUCCUCGUGUGAGUGCUGGGACCGCCCGGAGCAGCAGCUGGGCACCUGUUGCCACCUUUGCCUUCUCCUUCCCAGCCAGGGACCUCCCCAGAAGCGUUUCAGGAGCUCUCAGGGGCUGGCGCCAGCCCCAGGAGCGGUUCCGAGGCCAGGGUCCGGCAGCCGCAGCGGUUCCUGGCCCUGCGCAGGGCCGCGAGGUUUCGAGGCAGCGCGCUCACCUCUCGCCCCGCAUCACG
This is a messenger RNA of Oxyura jamaicensis (ruddy duck), 1580 nucleotides long. It is a transcript of the gene NUDCD3, whose product is annotated as NudC domain containing 3. The transcript is spliced from 4 exons. The record is from RefSeq and is a predicted model, not a curated record. Lineage: Eukaryota; Metazoa; Chordata; Aves; Anseriformes; Anatidae. Gene Ontology annotation, cellular component: cytoplasm. Bases 79 to 1227 code for a protein of 382 amino acids. Gene Ontology annotation, biological process: protein folding.